Messenger RNA from Rhagoletis pomonella (apple maggot), 526 nucleotides. RefSeq lists its product as uncharacterized. The record is from RefSeq and is a predicted model, not a curated record. Bases 182 to 526 code for a protein of 114 amino acids. Lineage: Eukaryota; Metazoa; Arthropoda; Insecta; Diptera; Tephritidae. The transcript is spliced from 2 exons.
UUUAUCAGUCGAAGCCCAGUAUAUUGACAAAAAUAGUGAAUUGUGGAAAGUUACACUUUGUAACGAGCAAAUAGAAGACCGACCAAAUGUAGAAAACAUUGCAUCGGCAAUAGAAGUAGUUUUAGCCGAUUGGAACAUUUCCGAUAAAACGCAAGCGAUAACGCACGACAGUGCAUCAGUCAUGAAUGCAGCAGCGCAACAACUUUUUAAUAUAGGGGACAGCAUCAAGUGCAGCGCUCACCUUUUGCAGCUUGUGAUAAAAGACGCAUUAGCAGCUGUACCUGAUUACGAUAAAAUUUGCAAAAAAGGACGAAAUUUAACAGCACAUUUUCAUCGCUCAAAUAUUGCCAAAACUGCACUAGUAAACCGCCAAGUACAGUUGGGGAUAAAGGAAAAUCGACUCAUACAAUGCUGCGAAACACGUUGGAGCUCCAAAUAUUACAUGUGUGAGAGGCUGCUUUUGAAUCGAAAUGCAAUAUGCCUAGUUUUUCAGAUAAAACCGUUACAAAAACUUGCGAUGCGCUGA